AUGGUUAUUGUUAACACAAAGUACAUGCAUAAGAUAUCAAGAAGAGUGACAUGGGUUGCUCCAGACGGCAUCACUAAGAACCAGAUUGACUACAUCCUGGUUGAAAAGAAAUGCUCUAGUAGCAUAAACGGUCACAAAACAAGAUCUUUCCCAGGAGCUGAUGUGGGCAGUGACCACAAUCUUGCUAUGACAACAAUGAAGUUGAAAUUAAAGAAAAUACAACGACCCCCAUCUUCGAGGAUAAAAUAUAACACCAGCCGACUGAAAAAUGCAGAGACACUGGAAACCUGUAAAAUAAAAAUAGGUGGGAAGUUUGCACCGCUGCUGGAAAUGACAGAAAUACAAGAGAAAUGUGAACAAGCCUUCGAGAAAAACGAUUCAAGAACUGCAUACAAAGUAAUUAAAGAGCUAACCAACGAAAGAGCAGCAAGAGUAAUAGUAAUUGAAGAUGCAGAUGGAAAACUGCUAACUGAAGCAAUCAAAAUUCAAAAGAGGUGGACUGAGUACAUUCAAGAACUUCACAAUUACCCGAUCUCAACUGACAGUAACAUCUUACAUGUAUUGGAACAAGAAGGCCUAGAGCUACUGAAAUAUGGAGAUGGUACAAUCGAAAUUCUGUACAAAAUAUGCAACUUGGUGUGGAAAAAUGGAAAAUGGCCUACACAAUGGACGAAAUCAUUAAUAGUGCCACUUGCAAAGAAGGGUGAUCUGAAGAAAUGUACCAACUAUAGAACAAUUAGUCUUAUCAGUCACCCGAGCAAGGUGUUGUUGAAGGUCAUCAGCAACAGAUUGAAGACGAAAGCGGAGAACAUUCUGGCUGAAGAACAAGCUGGAUUUAGAAGCGGACGAAGCACCAGUGAACAAAUUGCAAAUGUCAGAAUAUUAGGCGAAAAAGAUCGUGACCACCAGAUGGAGAUACAUCAUAAUUUUAUCGAUUUCAAAAAGGCGUUUGACAAGAGUAUGGAGAAAAGCACUGUGGAUAAGCAAAUCAUGGCAGACACACUUGAGAAUUACUCAGGUACAAAGUAUCUGGAAAACAGAUUACAAACCUUAGAUUUGCGGAUGAUAUUGACCUCAUUGCCGGAUCUAAAGCGGAAUUAG
Messenger RNA from Penaeus vannamei (Pacific white shrimp), 1101 nucleotides. The record is from RefSeq and is a predicted model, not a curated record. Lineage: Eukaryota; Metazoa; Arthropoda; Malacostraca; Decapoda; Penaeidae.